Molecule: messenger RNA, 589 nt
Organism: Scophthalmus maximus (turbot)
Lineage: Eukaryota; Metazoa; Chordata; Actinopteri; Pleuronectiformes; Scophthalmidae
Gene: rps15a
Product: ribosomal protein S15a
Exons: 5
Coding region: 46-546 (166 amino acids)
Biological process (GO): translation
Cellular component (GO): ribosome; cytosolic small ribosomal subunit
Molecular function (GO): structural constituent of ribosome
Source: RefSeq, a predicted model, not a curated record
AGUAUAUACGGGGCACAACGAUAUAUAAGCGACUGUAUUUCCGUGAUGGGGUGGCUCAUCUUCACUCGAAAGCGUCUUCGAUUUUUUUUUUCCCAUAUUGCAUUGCGGGUUUUUUUCUACUUCCUCUUUCCGCCAUAUUGCAGAACCGGCAUCAUGGUGCGCAUGAACGUUCUCGCGGAUGCCCUGAAGUGCAUCAACAAUGCAGAGAAGCGUGGGAAACGCCAGGUCCUCAUCAGGCCCUGCUCCAAGGUUAUUGUGCGCUUCCUCACCGUCAUGAUGAAGCACGGUUACAUUGGUGAGUUUGAGAUCAUCGAUGACCAUAGAGCUGGAAAAAUUGUCGUCAAUCUCACGGGCAGGCUGAACAAGUGUGGUGUGAUCAGUCCUCGUUUUGAUCUCCAACUCAAGGACCUGGAGAAGUGGCAGAACAACCUGCUGCCCUCAAGACAGUUUGGAUACAUUGUGCUGACCACCUCAGCUGGCAUCAUGGACCAUGAAGAGGCCAGACGAAAACACACAGGAGGCAAAAUCCUUGGAUUCUUUUUCUAAAAUGUAACAAACUGCAAAUAAAAAAACCAACCAGGGAAAAACU